AUGGUGGGACCAAGACGUGGCUUUACACUGCUCAGCAUUAGUCUCGUAGCGUUCUGUACCACGCUUGUCUACCUUUACAGCGCCCCGAGAGCCGUAAGAUGGCGCAGGUUCCCCAACACUGUGGGCUCGAACCUGCACAACGACGAUAACAAUUCAAAUCCCUCUUCGGAGUCCGACUACUCGGUCAGUCAUGCCGAUGCCAGCCCGAGCUAUGCCAUCCCUUCCUACACGCGCCAUCUCGUUGUUGCCAAGAUGAAAGAUGAGGAUGCGGGUUGGUUGUAUAACGAGGACUUGGCCGGCGCAAUAGUCAAGGUAUACAUACCGGACGACAAGUCCGCGGCCCUGACAGUACCAAAGAACAAAGGGCACGAAGCUAUGGUCUACCUGUCGUACAUUAUUGACCACUAUGACAAUCUGCCCGACAUCGCCAUCUUCAUGCACGCGCAUAGAAACUCAUGGCACCAAGCUGGUUUGCUUGAACACGACGGGCCAGAAACUGUCCGGCGCCUAUCCUCGGCACGAGUGACACGCGAGGGUUACAUGAACUUGCGCUGUGAGUGGGAUCCCGGCUGUCCAGCGUGGAUGCACCCGGGGGUUGUCGACAAGGACUCGCUAAGGGUGGAAGAACCCGUCAUGGCCCAAGCCUGGACAGAAUUAUUCCCUGGUAUCGCUCUACCGGAAGUCGUAGCUCAGCCCUGCUGUGCGCAGUUCGCCCUAUCCAAAGCUCGCAUCCAGUCCACUCCGCGUGAGAAGUUCGUUUUCUACCGCGAGUGGCUACUCAAAACCAAGCUGCUCGACGACGUCUCCGGUCGUGUCUUUGAGUACCUCUGGCAGGCCAUCUUCACUAAGAAUGCGACUUUCUGCCCAGACAUGUACAGCUGCUACUGUGAUGGCUAUGGUGUCUGUUUCAGGGACAACAAGGAUUUUGAUUACUGGUUUGAACUUCGGUACAAGAAGCAUAUGAAGCAGCAGCAACUAGACGAAUGGCGUCAUAAGGCUUCCGUGGUUGACCGAUACCAGCAAACUGCAGAUCCGGGCACCAUCGAGAGUCUCGAGCUCGAAGUGCCUCCCGCGGGUCGCGACAUUGAGCUGACGACCGAGAUCGAUUCACUUGCACAACUUAUGGAAGACGGCCGGCAGAAAGCGCUCGCAAGAGGCAAGGACCCGGCCGUUAGAGCAGGGGCUGCUGGCAGGAAUUGGACGGAGGGUGACGGUUUCUGA
This is a messenger RNA of Cyphellophora europaea CBS 101466, 1221 nucleotides long. RefSeq lists its product as uncharacterized. The record is from RefSeq and is a predicted model, not a curated record. Lineage: Eukaryota; Fungi; Ascomycota; Eurotiomycetes; Chaetothyriales; Cyphellophoraceae. Bases 1 to 1221 code for a protein of 406 amino acids. The transcript has a single exon.